AGAGGACAGCGCCCUGCCCUGGGUGGCAGCGAUGGAGCCGCUGUUCGCCACCUCCAGGCCAGCCGGCUGGAAUGCCUCGGCGGCCGCCGGCGGCACCGGUGACGGCGGGGAGAACGGGACGAUGGCCGGGCCGGUGUCCUCGCCAGGGGCCCGUGCGGUGGUGGUGCCCGUGCUCUACCUGCUGGUGUGCGCGGUGGGGCUGGGGGGCAACGCGCUGGUCAUCUACGUGGUGCUGCGCCAUGCCAAGAUGAAGACCGUCACCAACAUCUACAUCCUCAACCUGGCGGUGGCCGACGUGCUGCUCAUGCUGGGGCUGCCCUUCCUGGCCACGCAGAACGCCGUCUCCUACUGGCCCUUCGGGCCCGUGCUGUGCCGCCUGGUGAUGACGCUGGACGGCAUCAACCAGUUCACCAGCAUCUUCUGCCUGACCAUCAUGAGCGUGGACCGCUACCUGGCCGUGGUCCACCCCAUCCGCUCCACGCAGUGGCGCCGCCCGCGGGUGGCCAGGCUGGCCAGCGCCGCGGUCUGGGCCUUCUCGCUGCUCAUGUCGCUGCCCCUGGUGGUCUUCGCGGACAUCCAGGAGGGCUGGGACACCUGCAACCUCAGCUGGCCGGAGCCCGUGGGCCUGUGGGGCGCCGUCUUCAUCAUCUACACGUCGGUCCUGGGCUUCUUCGGGCCGCUGCUGGUCAUCUGCCUGUGCUACCUGCUCAUCGUGGUGAAGGUGAAGGCGUCCGGCGUGCGGGUGGGCUCCGCCCGGCGGCGCUCGGAGCGCAAGGUGACCCGCAUGGUGGUGGUGGUGGUGCUGGUGUUCGUGGGCUGCUGGCUGCCCUUCUUCAUCAUCAACAUCGUCAACCUGGCCGUGGUCCUGCCCGCGGAGCCCGCCGCCGCCGGCGUCUACUUCUUCGUGGUCAUCCUGUCCUACGCCAACAGCUGUGCCAACCCCGUGCUCUACGGCUUCCUCUCCGACAACUUCCGCCAGAGCUUCCGGAAGGUCCUGUGCUUCCGGAGGGGCGACGGCGCCGAGGACGCGGAUGCCACAGAGCCACGGCCCGACAAGAGCAGCCGGCUGCAGGAGGCCACGCUGGCUGCAUGCAGCUCGGAGGCCAACGGGCUCAUGCAGACCAGUAGGCUGUGAGGGGAGCCGAUGGGCCACGCCCGGUCUGGGGUUCCUGCUGGGCCAAGCCCUUCCCUGAGAUUCGGGGACCUGCUGAGGUUGCUCCCCAGCAGCUUGAAUACUCUCUGUGGUGUGAGGGCAGCUGUCUGGAAGGGGGCUGAGGCUGGUCCUGCCAUGGCAAGCUGCCACUCCACCUGUCUGUUCUUGCUGGGCAAACUGGGGUUACGGGGCUUCAGGGGUGGGGUGGGUGGGAGAGGACCUGGGGUUCCAGGCAACAGUCAGGCCAUCUCGGCCCUCUGGUCCUGCCCCGGCCUGUGUCAGCCUCCCAGGCCGGAGGAUGGUCGUUAGUGUGACCGGGUGACCACCCUCCAGCCUCCACCCUCUUGUCAGCCCUGUGCCACCUGGUCAGCCACCUGGUCAGCGUCACGUGCUACACCCUGAAACUAAAGACUCCGAUGUGCUGGCUUCUGGCCUGUACCCCCUGGCUCAGGCACCUGGGGGCUGGCUGACUUUGGACAUGGCAGGUGUGAAGAACAGAAGCUGUGAAUGGCCCAGGGCAGUGGCAAAGGGUGAUGGAUGCAGCUGGCCCACCUCUGCUGCUGCACUUCCCUUCCGCUGCCCACAGUCCCCAGGGGCAGCGAGGGGCGGAGCCAUGGCUCCCAUGGUGGGAUUCGGUGGGGAAGGCACCAAGUGCAGAGGGAGAGGGAGGAGCCGAGGUGGGGGUGGACUGUCACCGCAGUUUCUGGGUUUGUGGGUGGGCGCACAGGUGUGCAGAGGGGCUCAGUGCAGGGGGCCUAGGUCGCUGGGAGGGGCUGUCCUGGGAGGGGCCAGUGAGGACAGGGAACCUAUAGCUCUCUCUUCUGCUCACAGAGGGACUUUGGGCUGGAGAGGGAGGGGGAUGAACGUAGAAGAGGAGAAAUAUCCAGACAGCAGCGGGGGGAGCGGCCUCGCAGUGCAAAUAGCAGCCGGCCUAGAAAGGCUGUGUGGGCAGAUGCAAAUGCCAGCAAAUGCCAGGCCCCUGAGGAAUUCCGCACCCCCCAGACCAGAGUGGUCCCACCUGCCCUCCAGCAGUACCGGCAGUCCCCCUACUCCAGGCCCACACCUGGGGCCCAUAGCUCACUGCCUGCGCCUCGCUGGGGUCCUGGUGCCGCUGGCCUCUCUCCAAGGCUGGAAGGCAAAGGACCAGGGCACAGGGCUGACUCCACCCGCGGACCCCCUGCCUGGGACAGCCCUGGCCGGUGCCACCUCACUUGAGCUUCUGUCUGCCCAAAGCAGGAACCCACCCUCAGGAGGGCACAAGGGGCAGGGGGAGCUGGGCCGGGCAGGGGAAGGCCAGUCAGCACGGCUGGACCCCGCUGAUCCCAGACGGAGGCCAAACCCUGGAAACGUGGCGGUGUAAGGAGGGCGCUCGUGUUUGACAACCACUCUCCUGAAUAAAUUAGAGAAUAAAGGCUUGACUCUUUCCCAGAGCAAAUAUUGUCCCCGGAGCCGAGAAGCCAAUGCAAAUCAGAGCUGGUGGACAGGAGGAGGCAGGACCGGCGUGGGCAAACACCAGCUAGAAGUGACCAGUGGGCACUUAGAUGAUGCCAU
This is a messenger RNA of Pipistrellus kuhlii (Kuhl's pipistrelle), 2704 nucleotides long. It is a transcript of the gene SSTR5, whose product is annotated as somatostatin receptor 5. The transcript has a single exon. Lineage: Eukaryota; Metazoa; Chordata; Mammalia; Chiroptera; Vespertilionidae. The record is from RefSeq and is a predicted model, not a curated record. Gene Ontology annotation, biological process: regulation of insulin secretion; neuropeptide signaling pathway; cellular response to glucocorticoid stimulus. Gene Ontology annotation, molecular function: neuropeptide binding; somatostatin receptor activity. Bases 32 to 1135 code for a protein of 367 amino acids. Gene Ontology annotation, cellular component: neuron projection; membrane.